AUGCCUCAGUGGAUAGACCGUCUUUUCAACCGAUUCAGGAAGCCCCAGAAAGCAUAUCACCAGCCGAAUCAACCUGACCAUACACUUGUUACUCCAGUAUUGGAAUCAACCAAUCGGUCCAGCAUAAUCAAGGGCCAAUUGGGGGACCAUACUCUCCAGCAGGACCUGUGGCAAUGCGCCUAUUACCAGCUAGAUCAAAAGGUACAGGAUAUUCUGUCAAGAAUAGAAAUUCCUGCUCAGCUCAAGACUAAUAAAAAUAAUUGCCGAACGGAGGCUAUAAUUGACAAGGUUGUCCAGAUAAGAGGGGAGCAAUACGAGAAAUACCAACAAGGAUGCAUAUAG
This is a messenger RNA of Aspergillus ruber CBS 135680, 342 nucleotides long. RefSeq lists its product as uncharacterized. The coding region runs from base 1 to 342 and encodes 113 amino acids. The transcript has a single exon. Lineage: Eukaryota; Fungi; Ascomycota; Eurotiomycetes; Eurotiales; Aspergillaceae. The record is from RefSeq and is a predicted model, not a curated record.